This is a messenger RNA of Doryrhamphus excisus (bluestripe pipefish), 4857 nucleotides long. It is a transcript of the gene glra3, whose product is annotated as glycine receptor, alpha 3. The record is from RefSeq and is a predicted model, not a curated record. Gene Ontology annotation, molecular function: transmembrane signaling receptor activity; glycine binding; transmitter-gated monoatomic ion channel activity. Gene Ontology annotation, cellular component: plasma membrane. Lineage: Eukaryota; Metazoa; Chordata; Actinopteri; Syngnathiformes; Syngnathidae. Gene Ontology annotation, biological process: monoatomic ion transmembrane transport.
AUCUUUACAAUCCCGGGACGGGGGCGGUGCUCGCUUUCUCAAUAUUUCACCCGGUUACCACACGAAUUGGGAGCAGAUCCCGGACAGCCGAUCGGCCCCGUUUUUAGUUCACACUGUGUUUUCAUUUCAUGAUUGAAUGUGGGUUGGCGGAAGAAUGUGUUUUGGGAGUCCCCGUCUCUCCGGAGCGUCCUUGUGAGCGCCGUUUAAUCGUACCAGGAUCAGGAGCCCUCUUUGCUGGACUCGCCAAGCCGCCAGGAAUCAAAACGGACCCUAGGAGCGAUGAGGAGGAACUACUCUGUUGGAGUCUUCUUACUCGGCUGUAGAAUAUCCCUUUUUCUCAGUGUUGGCCAGUGUAAGGAGGUUGACAAUGCUGCAAGAACUCGACAGGCCCCAAUGUCGCCCUCCGAUUUCCUGGACAAACUGAUGGGACGAACAUCGGGAUAUGAUGCCAGAAUAAGACCAAACUUUAAAGGUCCGCCAGUCAAUGUUUCCUGUAACAUUUUCAUCAACAGCUUUGGUUCCAUUGCAGAAACCACCAUGGACUAUCGGGUAAAUAUCUUCCUUCGCCAGCAGUGGAAUGAUCCCAGGCUUGCCUACGCUGAGUAUCCAGAUGACUCUCUGGACCUGGACCCCUCAAUGUUAGACUCCAUUUGGAAGCCGGAUCUUUUCUUUGCCAAUGAGAAGGGAGCCCACUUCCACGAGGUUACCACAGACAACAAGUUGCUCCGCAUUUUUAAGAAUGGAAAUGUUCUAUAUUCUAUAAGACUGACAUUAACUCUGUCAUGUCCCAUGGAUCUCAAAAACUUCCCCAUGGAUGUUCAGACCUGUAUUAUGCAGUUAGAAAGCUUUGGUUACACCAUGAACGACCUGAUCUUUGAGUGGCAGGAGAAUGGACCGGUCCAAGUGGCUGAAGGACUGACACUUCCACAGUUCAUCCUUAAAGACGAAUCAGACCUCAGAUACUGUACCAAGCACUACAACACAGGUAAAUUUACUUGUAUUGAGGUGCGGUUCCACUUGGAGCGUCAGAUGGGUUACUACCUUAUCCAAAUGUACAUCCCAUCUCUGCUGAUUGUCAUUCUGUCUUGGGUCUCCUUCUGGAUCAACAUGGACGCGGCCCCAGCUCGAGUGGCGUUGGGCAUCACUACUGUCCUCACAAUGACAACACAGAGCUCAGGCUCCAGGACAUCACUGCCCAAGGUCUCUUAUGUCAAGGCCAUCGACAUCUGGAUGGCGGUUUGUCUUCUCUUUGUCUUCUCGGCGCUAUUGGAGUACGCUGCCGUUAAUUUUGUUUCAAGGCAACAUAAAGAGCUGCUCCGAUUCAGGCGGCAUCCCAAGAAGAGCAAGAACAGUGGAGGUGCAGUUGAUGCAGGUCAACUAGCCGAAUCGCUCCAUCGUGUUAAUACCGACAACGGCCUCAAGUCAUCAGAGCCUCUCUAUGGAUCUGUGACCAACAUCUCCAGCGCCAACUACAGGGAAGGGGAAACGCACGAGACCGGGCUGACCUCCGCAGCCGCUGUAACCUCCACUCCCAGCAACAGCAAGGACUCCAAGGCCAGCAUGAACAACACUGUCACCGUGCUGAACGCUCCAGGAGCCACGGCUAACAUGGCCCAACAUCCCCUGGGAGUGGCUGCCAUUGGGGGGGGCAAAAGCAUCGAGGAAAUGAGAAAGUUAUUUAUUGACCGAGCCAAAAAGAUUGACACGGUAUCAAGGGCGGGUUUCCCCCUGGCCUUUCUCUUUUUCAAUAUAUUCUACUGGGUUCUUUAUAAAAUCCUUCGCCAUGAGGAUGUACACAAGUCGUAGAGAAAGAAAGAAAGAAUAUUGUACAUUGUAUACAUGUGGAGUGCACACACACACACACACACACACACACACACACACGUUUGUACUGCAGCUCACACACUCUUCCUCUACCGUAUAACCUGUGACCUUUGACUUCACGUUCAAACAUUCGUCACUAAGAUCCACAGACGGGACGACACAACAGUAGCCAUGAAUUGGAGUAGUUGGCACAACACUUCAGAUUCUUUAUGAUCCAGUAGUGAUAAUAUUUUGGUAUCAUGACCACAUCCAUGGUCUUAAUGCCCACUUAUAAUGAAGUGCCUCCUUGUGUUUAUUAUUUAUUAUCACUUAACUUUAUCAUGAUCGCUCAACAGCUGACACUUGAAAUCGGGCAGCAGCGUUGCCACAGGAAUAAUAAUUAUUUUAUUUGUAUGAUCAUUUCACACUCAAAUUCCACAAAUCCCGUAAUGGAGGCUAAUUGCACGUCUUUCAGAUAAAUGGCUGUUAGCAAACACUAACAGGGUACAUGAUGCCGAUGUUGGGCAAUGUCUCACGUGCCUCUUUGCAGCCAGUCAAGGCGCCAUGUAGCAUGGAAACACCAAAUGUCAACAAAAUGGACGUUAUUAACUGAUGAGGUAUUUGUGAUGCAGGCCUUCAUACAUGAUCACAUGGGACUGAUAUUCCACCACAUGCGGGGGCACUGUUGUGCAGGGGCAGCUUUACAGUAGUAGCGUAGUCGAAGGUCCUGAGCGAUGUCAAAUCAGGUAUGUGUGAUCAAUUUCAUAUUCAAAAAAUGCUCAUUUUAAUAUUCUGGGACCGUAAUUGACAACACUAUCGGACAGCGGCCAAAUGAAGUAAUGGCUGUCAUCAGCCAUUUUCUAUGUUUUCUAUGUCAUCGUCUUUGCAUACCUCUAGUGUUUUAUUUUUUACUCUACUACUAGUACUUUCCGUGAGUUUGUCAUUUGUGUAGAGGCAUAUGUACUGUGUACACCAUCAGUUGAAAUACAGUAUUUCAAUGAUUUGGAAUGGACUGACUUGAAUUGCUUUUAUAUACAACCUCUAUAUGGAACCUGCUAUAGUUGAAAUAACCCAGCCGUGUAGUUAAUAUGAACCCAGCGUUGGGUCAUUUGAACAACCCAAUGUACAACCCAAUUGUUGGGUUAAGAGAACCAACCCAACUUGUUGGGUUAAAAUAACCCAACGCGAGGUUGGUCCUAUAUUUAACCAGCGUUGGGUUGAAAAACAACCCAGAUUGGGUUGUUUUUAACCCAGCAUUUUUAAGAGUGUAGUAUUCGCCCUGCUUACUGACAUUUUUUUAGUUUACCUUGAAAAUGUUUGCAUAUAUUUUACGGUUAAAUGAACAUUUAAGCUUCUGUUACCGUCACUGAAGACAUGAUUGUUGCCAAAGACACAACGUGGCAGCAAGACAGGAUGUGGACACCACAUUGGUGUUUUGACCCCCCCCCCACCUGCUCAAUGAACGCAUGCAUCCCUGUCCAGGCUGGUGAAAAGCACUCCCCACGAUAUAGCGUCCCAUUUCCUACGCUGUACAUAUUCCUACUGAGGGACGGUGUCCCGCCCUUCCCUUGUUGCCUCCCGUUUGUGGCGGCAACUCAAGAUGCACGCCAGCCCUUUUGGCAGGUGACCUGCUUUUGAAUACCUCACUGCCAUUAGCACUAAAUAUGAACAAUGCACUUCGGGUAAGGAACUUGACUAAAAAUAAACUAAAACUUUGUUCCAGCUCUUCCUGUUGCACUUACACCUUCAGAAUACACGUUGUUCUUUCUAAUGCGAUAUAUUAUUAAAUAUUACACUAACUGUCAUUUACUACCUGACUUAGAUUGUAAUUGCAUUUCCAUGAUUCAUUUUAAAAAGCAUUUCACAAUAGCAGUACAAAAUGAAGAGAGUAUUUUUUGGUAUGAGGAAAUGAUGGGCAGGUCUGCGAGCUGAGAGGUGUCGGCAGUUUGAAUAAGGCUUGCUACAGGAAGGACAAUUGUCCAUCAUUUUCCAUCAUACUUCAUGUGGUUGAUGUUUUUUUUUAUACAUGUUCAGUUUCUUACAUUCAACAAAGGCUUCUAGGUAUAUUAGAUGGACUGGUUUAUCCUUUGCUGCCACGCAAAUCAAGACCUAACAACAAACAAACAGCACAGAAUCUACCCUCCUCAGGCCACAAGCCACCUCCUCCUCUCUUCUGACUUCGGCCUGCCGUCGAUUCUCAUCCUCCUGGACUCCACUGCUACUUUUGACAAAGUCAACCUUCCCAUUCACGCAGAAAAUCACAUUACAUCACAUCACAGACCGGAAACAGCUCCUCAACUGCCCCCCUCUCCAAAGGCAUCCCUCAGGGUUUAGUGCUUGGUCCUCUCCCCUUCAUCCUCUACCUCCUUCCCCUCGGUCAGAUUAUCCAUCGCCAUGGUCUCCAACUUUCCAUAUCCACUAAAUUCAUCAACCCUCAGACCCGUUCUUCUGUUUUUUCUGAUAUUAGCUUCUGGAGGUGAACACAUAUCCUUCAACUCAACUGUAGCAAAUAUGGCAUCGCUCUCCUCUACGGCCGCUCCUUUGACCACUCUACCCUCUGACCCCAUUGCCGGAACCUUGGAGUCAUCUUGGACAGUAAACUCACCUUCCCCACCACCUCAACAUCCCCCGCCUUCACCCUUCUCUCUUUCCCCGCAGCUGAAAUGCAUUCAUGCAUUCAUGCAUUCUUGCAUUCAUGCAUUCAUGCAUUCAUGCAUUCAUGCAUUCAUGCAUUCAUGCAUUCAUGCAUUCACAUCACACAUGGACUACUGUAACAGCAAUCUUAAUGGUUAAUUCUAAGCACAAUAUACUGAGGGACGACUAGUUGUUUCAGUUAUAAUACAACUCGUCCUAAUGCUGUUGGGCUGUAGUGUUUUUGUAUCCUUGUUCAAACAGAUUGCUCCUGCCGUCAUCCUACUCAUUAAAGCGAAGAUUCGGUAAGCCGGGUAGCUGCUUCUUCUUCUAUUGUUGAUUGGCAGUUAGCAAGCACCUCACACAGCUAGCCUGCUCUUGACUACUGACCACAACAGGAAACGCUACGAAGAAGAUUGACUG